UACAGAACUGUCACCGGCCAUGAUCUUUGAUUCUUGCGAAAGAGAUGGGUGUCGGGGGAUGACAUUCCCCGCACAAUGGAGACUGCAAGUCUGAAACGACCAAUUCUAGCAAUCAAGCACAAAUUGCUAGGUACACAGUAGAAGAGUACCUAUCCACGACUAAUCCAUGGCUAUAGGUGAUUGAUUCGAUUAGCUGGCGCUUAGCCUGUCACAAACAAAUAGCCAGGUGAUCCACAAAAUGAUCCUUGGAUCAGACAACGUCGGAUAUCUCGCCCCAAUGAGAGUACGGCAUGAUGAUGGCUGUCUUGAUCCUGACGAAUCCACGGGCAGUGGCUUCUGGCGGCGGAUCCAUUACUUGAAGUGUUCGCUCCUCUGUGCAAGCCACUGCUGCACAGGGCGUCACCUCUGGUGUUAUGCCGUCGGAACCCCUCCGCCUGCCGGCCUUCUGGAACAGGCAGAAAUUGUCACCCUAUGCCGAAUCAGGUCGGUACGCGACAAUGCUGAAUGCAGAUUGUUUGUGAAAGACCCGAGGUCAACAGCGGACAGCCACUUCUCGACCAGAUCGGCGUUCUGCAGGCCGAUUCAUUCUUGUCCGAGCACUCUUGCCAGAGCCCUAUUUUUCGUCCUGCGAUGGACGAGCUCAUCGCCAUCCGCACCCCUUCGACCAGCUACCAGAGUUCACCGCGCGGCUUGGUGAGUCAAAGUGUCAAACAUCAUUUGAUCCGUCGCAGAGUUUAGAAGGCACCGUCCAAACAAACCUCUAUCUGGACCUCGGUAACUCUCCCAUCGAUAGAUAGCUCGACUGCUCGCGAUAGUUCCUACCCAACGGAGAUGCCCCACCGCCGGACCUGGACUAAUCAGGGACGAA
Molecule: messenger RNA, 868 nt
Organism: Aspergillus ibericus CBS 121593
Lineage: Eukaryota; Fungi; Ascomycota; Eurotiomycetes; Eurotiales; Aspergillaceae
Exons: 2
Coding region: 239-697 (152 amino acids)
Source: RefSeq, a predicted model, not a curated record